Messenger RNA from Lactuca saligna, 855 nucleotides. The record is from the annotation of a GenBank genome assembly. Lineage: Eukaryota; Viridiplantae; Streptophyta; Magnoliopsida; Asterales; Asteraceae.
UCUCACUUCAAUCGACGUCGCAGCAAGAAAUUUCUAGAGAGAGAGAGAGAGAGUUACGGAGUCAGGGAAGGAUGUCUGGAAUAGCCGCCAUGGAUGCACAGAGUGAUGCAGCACUAGCAGCCAAGAUGUCAAGGAAUCAUAGAAUUCGUGUUUCUAACACCAAGAAGCCUUUCAUCUUCUACCUUAAUCUCGCUAAGAAAUACAUCCAUCGUUACCAUAAGGUUGAGCUUACUGCAUUGGGAAUGGCUAUUCCAACUGUUGUUGUAAUCUCUGAGAUUCUGAAGGGAAAUGGAAUCGCAACUCAGAAAAUGAUCUCCAUAUCAACCAUCAAAACAAAAGAUGAAUUCACUGGAAAAUCGAUGCAGAAGGCUAAGAUUGAAAUUUUACUGGGAAAGAAUGAUGAAUCUGAUAAACCAAAACCUAAAGGAAUCACAUUGAAGAAGAGGAAUCCUAAACCUAAGAUCACAUUCAACAAAGAGAAGAUGAAUGAAACAAUAACAUCCCCUGAGAUUACUUCCUCUGAAUUUCAGGAUGAAAGUGUUAGUGGAAAAGAUGAUGAGAAGAAUGUGGAAAGUGUUAUUGGUUUUGUGUCACUCUCUUUAUCUGAUUCAUCUGAAACUGUUGAAAGUGAAACAGAUGUCAAGAAUCAAGAAAAUGAUCCCAUGAUUGAAUCUGAAGUAGUUGAAGAGAAGGUUGAUAUGCAGGAGUGAAAGUGUCUUUGGUAGUAGUGUUGUUGUAUGUUCUGAUUUUACUAGUUUGGUACAUACAUUUCUGGCAUGUUUACAUAUUUGGUCCCUCUAUUGAAAACAUUGUGGAAUUGGGAAAAAAAAAACACAACUAAACAUCAAUAACAAG